GAAUCUCACAAGUGGGUAGUUUGUCAUUGAUUUUAUGUGCUGCAAGUGUUAGCGAGAUUUCCUAUUUUGCGCUGGAAUUUGAUAUUUUAAUUGUAAUAAAUAGAAAAAUUGCAAGAUGCUGCUUAACUUGGUGGCAUUAGCGGCUGCGGUGGCGGCGGUGGCUGGACACGGACGGGUGCUGGGCCCACCCUCCCGCGCCUCCAUGUGGCGAAGUGGCUUCCCUAUGGAGCCCAAUUACGACGACGACGGCCUCAACUGCGGAGGUUUUGCUAGGCAGUAUCUGACCAACGGUGGGAAAUGUGGCCUAUGCGGUGAUCCCUAUGACGUAGAAGAACCAAGACCUCACGAACUUGGAGGCUUGUAUGGCCAGGGUAUCAUAGUUGCCAAAUAUGAAGCGGGACAAGUGAUAAAUGCAACCGUCCAAAUAUCAGCGUACCACAGAGGAUACUGGGUGUUCAAGAUUUGCCCAGACCCGCAUAUCACCGAUCAGUCGUGCUUCGACCAGCACCCAGUCGAGCUAGAAGAGGGGGGCACUAGAUUCUACCCACCAAAAGAAGGCAUAUACUCUCUAAACUAUCGUUUACCUAAAGGAUUGAUUUGCGAGCACUGUGUCUUACAGUGGAGGUACAUAGCUGGCAACAACUGGGGUAUAUGUGAGGAUGAAACGCAAGGGCUGGGAUGUGGAAACCAGGAAACCUUUGGGGCGUGCUCUGAUAUCUCUAUCAGAAUACCUGUUGACAGUUUCCCUAUCGAAGCAGUGCCGCUGAAUGGAAUUGACCAAGGUUUGCUCGAUUUCCUAAGAAACAUGAUACUUAGACCACCGCCGAAGAAAUAUUACUCAAAACACAGCUUGAAGAAGAAGAAAAACCAUCGGCAACCUCGCUCUAGAAAACAUUCAAAAAAGAAAAAGGUGUCGUUUUGGCAAUAUGAUUAAAAUAUCCCAAGGAUUCAGUGCCAAAAUUAUGACAAAAUUAAUUUGAUAAAUGAAUAAUUUAAGUUUUACUUAAUGACAACUUGGCCGCAAAAUUGGGCAACGAAUAUUUGAGCGCAGCGCACCGAAUACAACGAUGUAUUCGGUGCACACAUUUUUUUUUAAUAUUAAAAUGUUUAUUCCGUGAAAGAACUCUAUUUUCCAUUAGUUAUUGCGAACGUAUCAUGUUGGUAUUUGCAUUUGAUUAUGGGCGAGGUAAAGCUCCAUUUUGUUAUUUAUUUAUAAAUCUGAAACGAAGCAGUGAGAGUCCAGUGGGUAGGAGCUCGUCUUACCUUUCGGGGACCGAGUCCGAAGUAAUGUGCGUUUUAAGUCAUUAAAUAUCGCUUGCUUCGACGGUAAAGGAAAACAUCGUGAGGAAACCGGCAUGCCUGAGAGUUCUGGAUAAUGUUCUUAAAGGUGCAUUGAGUCCACGAAUACGAAGUGGACCAGCCUGGUGGACCAAGACCUCAACCCUUUCUCAUCGUGGGAUACCCGUGCCUGUAUUGGCUGGUAAUGGGUUGAUAUGAUGAAAUCUUAAACGUAAG
This is a messenger RNA of Pararge aegeria (speckled wood butterfly), 1515 nucleotides long. RefSeq lists its product as uncharacterized. Bases 116 to 934 code for a protein of 272 amino acids. NCBI's taxonomy places the organism in Eukaryota, Metazoa, Arthropoda, Insecta, Lepidoptera, Nymphalidae. The transcript is spliced from 5 exons. The record is from RefSeq and is a predicted model, not a curated record.